GAUCGACUUCCCACUUAUCAAUGCCAGAUCCAGCCUCCAAAAAUGUCAUUAAUAAAAGGACAAGUUGAAUCACUGCCAAGCAUUGAUGCAGAGCCACUGCCGCCUAUAGAAGAAACUCGUGACCAGGCGACGGCAAAUGAGACGAUAGACGAUCAAUCAACCUUUACUGAAAUACCAAAAGAUCAGUCAAUGUCAAAUGAGGUUACCGGCGACCUGUCAACCUUAAUUGAAAUAGCAGAAGAUCAGUCAACGACAAGUGAGGUAAUCGGUGAUCGGUCAAUGUCGUGUGAAGUAAGGUCAACAUCAAUAGAGGUAACUAGGACUCAGAUAGCGCUUAAUGAUGUAACCAGAGAUCAGUCAACGUCAAAUGUGGUAACUGGCAACCGGUCCAUGUUAAAUGAUGUAACCGACGACCAAUCAGCACAAAAUGAGGUCACUGGAAACCAGUCAACCUCAAACGAUGAAACAGGCACCAAGUCAGUUUCUGAGCAUGUUCUUAAUUCACAUGCAUUAAGUAACAUUCCUUUGCAAACUGCGACGACAAAGCUUGAUCAGCCUACUUACUUAUCUGAUACACCACGUUUCUUCACGGAAGCUGCUUCAACUGGAACAGCAGGUAGUCCGUCACCACAGCAAGGCAGUGGCCCCAGUAUACUGGGCAGGCCAUUUGUUAACGAGAGGACUCUUCCAAAAAGCAUUGCAGACAUACGUUCUCCCGAUUCAAACUGGCGAUACAAUAUUUUUCUCAACUCACUAGCUGAGGCGAUGACUUCUGAAGACUUCCGCAAGCUGAAAUUCAUUUUUAAAGAUGCUGUAGGAAAGAAAGCAAUGGAAAAAGCGGAUGACCCAAGAGAUCUGUUUAAAUUAUUGGAACAGAGGGUAUUUCUAUCAAAAGACAACCUGCUUUUUCUACAGAGAGCUCUCUAUGAACUCGGUCGAAAAGAUCUCAUCAAAGACGUUGUUGAAUUUGCAAGAUCUAUUCCAAACACAUUGGUGUGCUACCCUGCUUCCAACGCACCAGUAAACGGAUACAGGUUUGUGAAAUGGCACUUAGAAGGAAAGGAUUUUCAGAGCUGCACCAGAGGCGACAUUCAAGCUACCCGUAUGCAUAUUGCGGAGAUUCUAUGUAUACCACCGGAAUUUGUCCUCAUCGCCGGUAUUGAACCAUCUUCAAGCCUUCUACUUACUUUAAUGAUACCAGAUGAUCAUGUUGAAGUCCUUGUAGAAAUGUUAAGAAAGAAGGAAACAUUCCCAGCAUUUGCACUGCAUAGAAUAGAUAAAAUCGAAGUAAAUGGAGAGGUGUUUGCUGUCACAGGAAAACCAUACCCGAUACAAAGUGAUCAUCAAGAGCAACUUCUGAAUGUUUACCAACAAUUGCAAGACACAGAAAGGCACAUGCAGUCCACUGAGUUGAGAUGUCUUGAAAUGGACAAAACCAUCAAUAAGUUAAAACUAGAUUUACAAGCGGCUGAUACUAUUAUUUGCAGCCUAAAGCCGAAAACACCAGUUGACAAUAUGGAACAAGAAUACGAGAGAUGUCUCGAAUUAUAUAGAUCGCAGCUAGAGAAGUUGAAAAAAGACAAAAUUGAGCCUGGUCAUGUUUUAAGAUUGCUCGUUUUUCAUUGCGAUCUAAUGAAUAUUUAUAAUAAGUGGAAUAACAUAGAAAAUGAACGAGAACUAAGAGCUCAAAUAUUUACAGCACAAAGGGUCGUAUAUGCCAACCAACUCAGAACCGCAAGUUUAGAAGGUUUGUUGGCGUUAACGCCAUCUGGUAAAGCGCUUCUAGAAGGGUUUGAAAACAUAUCUAUGCAGCAACCGCUCGGAGUGCCGAUUCUAGAAUUCGUUUUGACUGAGCCGGCAGUAAAACUAUUGCAAAUAAUCAGCAGCAAGCUUCAUGAGGGCGACAUCGACAAACUCAAGCAGGCAUAUACUCUUGAAAACGAUGACGUAUGGAACAACAAUUUUAAGGCAGACACGAAAAGGAUACUUGAAGCAGUAUUCUACAAAACGGCUCGUUCUCGUCCAGGUCCUAUAAAAUUCGAAACGUUCGUCGAGGCUGUGCUAUCGACAUCGGGAAGGAAUGAUUUAACAAAAACAUUUUAUGAAGAGCUUCAUCGGGUCCAUGAAGAAUUAUUUAAAACUGCAAGGGAUUCGGCCAGAAUUAACACACUUGAUUCAAAUACCGAAAUGAUGCCAACAAUUAAACGUAUGUCGGAGCAAAUCGACUUCAUGUACCACAAGAUGGAAAGUGUGUCCAGAUUGCCUUCAGCUAAAGUGUCUGAAAUGUCUGCAGCUGAUCCCUUUUUGUUUGGUCUCUUCAACAUUCCACAAAUGCAACAGCAACAACAACGAUUUAGCAGACCCGGAGAGUCAAAACAAUGAACUAAAUAACCGAAAAUAGAAAAUUUCAAGUCCUUAUAGCCUUGACUUUCAUCAUUUUCUAAAUGGUAAAACUUGAUUAUGUACAUCUUGUUUGAAAAUGUAUUUUAUGGAUGGGACUGAAUAAUUGAAUUUUAGCAAUUAAUAUAUUUAAAAGAAAUCUUUUUUCGAGUAAAUUUUAACUCUUAACAUCUAUCAUAUAUUUUUCGUUUUGUUUACUUUAAACUACCUUUGCAUAUCUAAUAAAAAACGAAAACAUUGUUACAGCGUCAACCGGUUUGCAGUUUGCGGAAUGAAUCUUGACUUGUUAUGAAAUACAAUAUAUAUUCCAAAGAACUAAACCCAAAUAAUCUAAUAAAUAUUUAAAAAAAACUCCUGACAGCUAACUUAUUUAGGUAUCUAAUGGAAGGUUCUAUAUUAAGUUAUAUAUUUAGUAUACAUACAUGUUAUUAUAUCGAGGUAACUUAUCAAAUACUUCUCAUCCGUGACACCUCAUGUGUUGCACCAUCAAUUCUCAAUCCUAACGUUUAACAGUUGUUAAAAUGGCCUUAUUAUGAUUUUUCACCAUAUUGCAUUUGAUCAUACUUUUCACUCAACAAAAUAAUAUUAUAAAAAAGAAGUUUAGUAAUAAUAACUAUGUCCAUUACAUGACAAAUGCAUGCCUAGCAUUUGCGUUAAAGAACAUGUAAUUGCAUUGCAAAUCAAAGCUGCCUCAAAAAUUCAACCGAUGUUGGAAAUUUACUUAUAGUGUCCAUGUACCUCAUUGUGUUUUGACUUAAAAACGAAAGGCAUUCAAACGGGUUGCAACAUGUUACUAAAAAUAUGCAAAGUUAACUUACUUAUGUAACCGGUUAAUUUAACGGAUGACGGAAACACUUUACAAUAUUUAAGUAUGCUUUCAUACAUGUCCUGUAGCACAUACAUAUAAUCUCUUUUAAAUGAAAUUUUAUUUGCUAUUUUAUAUGAUCGCUCACGUUGGUUACCAACCAACGAACAUAUAAUGUUCGUGAAAAACAUGUACUUUUUUAACAUAUUGAAAUAAAUAUCUUUAAAAAUGUAUGAUAAACUUAAGUAUUUAAUUAUCUACUCUAAAAGCAUUUAGAUAAGAAAUAAAUAAUGUCCUUUAUUAAGUAUAUUUUUGUUUUGGCCGCUUAUGUAUGCGGCGUCUCGCUUAAAGUAAAAUUUGUAAUUAUUGUGUUACUUUGUUUUUCCCGUUUUUUAUAUUCUUGCGUUUGAUGUUUAAUUGCUGCAAGAAAGUAAUUGUUUUUGUCCAUUUUAAUUGUAACUUAAAGUGUUGUAUUGUAAAUAAAUGAGUGAAUUUA
This is a messenger RNA of Dreissena polymorpha, 3701 nucleotides long. RefSeq lists its product as uncharacterized. NCBI's taxonomy places the organism in Eukaryota, Metazoa, Mollusca, Bivalvia, Myida, Dreissenidae. Gene Ontology annotation, biological process: regulation of apoptotic process. Gene Ontology annotation, molecular function: protein binding. The transcript has 7 exons. The coding region runs from base 43 to 2382 and encodes 779 amino acids. The record is from RefSeq and is a predicted model, not a curated record.